Branchiostoma belcheri (Belcher's lancelet) is the source of this 10949-nucleotide messenger RNA. RefSeq lists its product as uncharacterized. Lineage: Eukaryota; Metazoa; Chordata; Leptocardii; Amphioxiformes; Branchiostomatidae. The transcript has 55 exons. Gene Ontology annotation, molecular function: protein binding. Bases 515 to 10366 code for a protein of 3283 amino acids. The record is from RefSeq and is a predicted model, not a curated record.
GUUUUUCUAGGUUGCGUGUACUAGUACGUGACAGGUACCCUCGCCGUGCGAAGGUGUAUCCUUUUUCCACUGUGCGUCUGAGGUGUCAUAGCAGGGCUAGACCACUUGCCCCACGCGGGGAGGGACGAAGCUUCUAAACAUUUAUGGCCACUUCUCCCUUUACUUGUCCAUGCCACACAGGUAUGCUUCGCCCGUAUUCAGUUCGACUUAACUAAAUACAAUUGAGGUAUUGCUCACUUUUCUGUUCUCCAAUGCGUCGGUUCUUUUUUUUAUAAAGCUGAUGUCACUUUUUCUCUACCCAUAGAUUGGUACGACCCAUGUCUACAAAGCACUCAGUAAUCAGACAGGCUAUUGUAUCCUGAUAGAUUAAUUACACACCUAUACGGUCCUACUCAGCCUUUUUUUCUGACUCAUGCGACUAUUUCUUUCUGACUCAUGCAGGGGACGCUUGACUAAGUGCUUACUAGUGACCCGUUUAAUCGUUGUUUAGUACCUGAAGGUACAUAGUGCGUGCAUGCCAAAAAUGUCCAUGUCUAGAACCGUGUUGUGCUUGGGGAUUCUUGUCUUGCUUUGUACUGACGUGGCGACGUGGCGACGCAGGCGACGGCGGCGGUGCAACUGGAGCUGGGGCGGCUGGAGCGGCUGUAGCGCUCCCUGUGGGUACGCGGGCACACAGACCCGCUCGGCUAGCGGCUGUGGCGCACCGGGGCCGGAGACUCGGGCCUGCAACCGGUUCUGUAAUAACGGGGGAACUCCCCAGGCGACCUAUUGCGACUGUCUGGACGAGUUUUGGAACAGAUGCUGCGAGAGCCCGUGCACGCCCAUUGCCAACUGUGAGCAACUGAUUUGCAACUCAGCGACCGACCAUGCCUGUAACCGCUGUAACUACGACCGGGGCGGACAGAUCAAGGCCUACCAGCAAGUGGCUUCAGGAAUCUACCCCAAUCGAGUCUGUGAACAACGAUGUUCCUGGAGACCGGACAGCAAGUUCUGCUACCCCGGCCGCUGCCCGGGAACACCCAACACCUGUACAUGCGCUCCUGGGUUUGGCGGGAACAACUGUCUCAGGAUUUCUACUCAGCCGACUAUCAUGCACUGCCUGGCGAAGCUGCAGCGGGUGGUAGGUGGGGCCGAGAGGGACACACUGGAGGCAGACUGUGGUGCCGUCACAGCCUCCUCUACCGUCUAUGUCGGGAGGCACAUUGCCUUCAACAGACUCCAGAUGACCUGGGACAGCAGUUGGAUCGGACCGACUGCCAGCGAUUGGCCGAGGCCAUAUUACAUCAACGACUUCAGGGUGGGCAUCGUUACAGCCUCUUCAACAUGGAGGCUGCUCAGAGGUGGAUCAGCACUAAGAUCAGAAACAAUUGGAUGCAGCAUUGGGCAUAGUCAGGACAACCCAGACACAAACCUGCAUGACUGUGUGAACCAUGGAGACUUGAGCCUACCUGCUCUCCAGCAUAAUGACAGGUUGGAGUUCAAAGCCAAAGCGACCAACGGCGGUUAUGUUCGCAUCAACAACUACGACAGUUCCAGUGGGACUCCGACCCUUAACCCCCGUCAGUACUACCAAGGGUCAGAGGUCAUCCACACUGCCCACUUCACCUAUGACCUCCGUGACCCCGUGCACUGCUCGGUGGCCAGUAGCUGCUCCUCCAAGCUUGUCGAGAUCGGUCCUUCCUUCACCAAAAAUGGACAUAUCCAGAUCCGGUGGCCAGGCUGGAGUGACGAAGGUUCAGGGCUGGGGAAGUACGAGUAUGUUGUUUACAAACUGCAGCCGUACGGGGACCAGCUGGGUAUGAGGUCAGUGACCCCCAUCCUGUCAGGGUCACAGAACGUGUCAGGAGGAGCAAGCAUGGCGCAGGUCACACUUACUGAACCUGGUACCUACUGCUUUCUCCUGACUGUUGACGACGUUGCCACAAACUACCAGCGUGCUAGGAGGUUCUUAAUCUAUGACGAUGUGAACAACGUGACAGUGGACACACACCAGCCUCUGUGGGCAGACAGUGCUGCGGUUAACACCAGUCGUCUCUGGCAGACAAACUUACAGGACUCUAGAGGGAUAGGGACAAAGGUUUCCCUGAAGUGGCCAGGACGCUAUCGUAACCUGUUCCACCAUCAACACAAACUCCUGGCUGCCAUUGAGCCGUACGAUCCUCCCAUUGCAGCAGGGUACGAGAUCAUCACUGGGCAACCCCCACAAGAAAGGUCACGCCAGGCUAUUCCCAAUGCUUAUGGAGUCACCAAAGUGGAGACUGCGUUUGCUGUGGACCACAACGGCGGGCGUAGCAUCACCACUCCACCUAACACCUGGACAACUGUGCCUGAUGUCACGGCAGAGGGAGUAGACCUGGACAUCCCCAGAGUAGACGGUGACUCAGUGCGACUGUGGGUAAAAGCCUACGAUGUUGUGGGUAACUCUGUACAGGAAGAGGUGCUCCUCCAUGUGGACUCCUCCCCACCUGUAGUGCAGAACUUUUGGCUCAACAGACACGGGGUAACUGCACUGGCCGUGCACCACUCAUCUGACCUGUUUACUAUGAGGUUUGAGUUUGAGGCGUUUGAUGACCACAGCGGUCUGCACAACAUCCACUGGAGUCUGCAGGACUUCCUGGACAGCUCCACUGUUCAUGGGGAGGGGCAGGUCGCUGUCAGGAGGCCUUCUCUCCUCCACCCUGAGUGCCCCCUGCCUGACUGUGCCUGUAUCCCCAAGGACAGCGAGUGUUACUUCAGGAACUACGAGAUCGCCCCCGACCUCAGCAAGAUGGACAUCCCCAUCGGGUCACAUGACCAUGAUUACGUCUUUGUUGUCACGGUUACCAACAAUGCCAUGCUGGUGACGACAGUGACAUUCCAAGUGACAGUAGAUGAGAGCCCUCCCACCUCAGGACAGGUGCAGGAUGCAUUGCCUGGACAGAGGGACCUCGACUUCCAACAGGACCUGCAACUCCAUGCAUGGUGGGACGGGUUUUUUGACCGUGAGAGCGGUGUGCAGUUUUACCAGUAUGGCUUCGCUAACAGGUGUCUGGGGGAGGACGAGUUCAGCAUACCACAGUCAGAACAUAUCCACAACACGACAGGAAAGUUUGGUUCCUGGAUGGCGCCUGCAGCCGGUACCUACUUCUGCACCGUCGUGGCGUACAACCCCGCCCUGACACCCUCCCAGCCGGCCUGCUCAGACGGCAUCACCGUGGACGCUUCACCGCCUUCUGUUCAGCAUGUCAAACUCACGGGAUUCCACGCAAGACCAGGGCUGGUGAGCGAUGACGGAGGGAACGUGUGGAUCGUGAACAGGAACGGGGAACGGGAGGUGGUGACUGAACCUCCGGAGAGUUGUAGGAAUGCCAGCAGACAUGUUGAAGACAUAGAGCUGUGGCCAGUUGCUGAAACUCCCUACAAACGUAACACCACAUCACAGAACUGUACAGAGCUUGGUCCUCUUCCUGACAUGGGCUACUUACCUAUGGAGAACCAUCUGCACGUCCAGUGGGAAGGCUGGGAUGAUGAAAGCGGCAUCGCUGACUACGAGGUUGGCCUCAGCAGUACAGAGUCAGCUACAGACUCUCCAGACAUCCAUCCUUACACGUCCACAAAGUCCCACCCAGAGCUCAGGCUGUACCAUCCGAAUCUGGCACAGGGGGCGCAGUUUUACAUCAUCAUCAGGGCCACCAACAGGGCCCUACUUUCUACUACAAAGGUGUUUGGUCCUGUAACUGUUGACAUCACACCACCAGUCAUAGAGCCUCCGAUCAACGUGACACACACAACAGACAACGCUGAAGACUUUCUGGUGGCUGUGUGGCCAGCGGGCUCUAUCUAUGACACUGAAGACCUAGUGGGCUCAGAAGUGGAGGUGGCAGCCGGUCACUCUCCAGGAGGUACAGAGCUGUCUGCAUUUGCCCCGGUGGAGUCUUUCCUCCAAUCAAACUCUCUCUGCCCCACCUCAUCUUGUGUGGCCCUUCCCAUGAGCCACCUGGAGUGGCAUCUCCAUGGUAACCAGGUGUACUACGUCACGCUGAGGGUCACGAACUCCGCCGGACUGACCUCAACUCUGACCUCGGCGCCAUACCACCACGAUGUAGAGCUACCAUCUGUGGGAGUGGUGUUUGAGGUGGCGGAGUCAACAGAUACACUAAGGAAUCCUCCUGACAUAGACCACCAGACCAACCAAACACAGAUCAGAUGUCGUUGGUUUGGCUUUGCCCAUGCCUAUCAGGACAUCAGCUACCAGGCAGGGGUUGGCAGUGCCCCUGGUCUGGAUGAUGUGGUGAAUUUUGAGCUCGUCGGAUCCUCUACAUCACACAUCUUCACUGGACUAAAUCUACAACAUUUUCAGAGGUAUUAUGUGACUGUGGUGGCAAGAACAGAGGCAGGUGAAGUGAACACCACAUCAGAUGGAGUGGCAGUGUUACCUCAGGAUGGGCAGUUAGCUGGAGCCACUGUGUCUGACGGGUCCUGCCACACUCCUAUUCUGUUCAACGCCACCCUGUUGACCCACCACACGUCCACACCGUUUCCUGGCUCCUGUGCAGAUGAUGUUGAUUUCCAGGCCUCCACCACCACCGUACACACCUACUGGAGCAUCCCGGAACCUAUGGAGGACUUUGUGUCAUACGUUCGCUGGACACUGGAGAGGGAGCAGUCUGUUGGAGGCACAACUUGGGAGGCUGUUAAAACAAUACAAGAUGCUCCAAACACCGGUGUCCUGGUGAUUUCGGAGCUACAGCUAUCCCCCAGCGGGCACUACCGCUCUGCUCUGCACUUCUGCCACCAGGAGGGCUGCUUCCAACCUACAGCAUCCGACGGCUUCUGGGUAACAUCAGAACCACCUGAGGCAAACGGCAUCAACAGGAUAGACUAUGACGAAGCAAACACGUCGCUCACUUUUUCGUGGAACGAGUUUGUAACUGCAGAACUGGCUAGACAUGAGGCACUACAGACGAUGGCCAUGGGUGGAUAUGAGUGGACACUGUCUGUGACUGGGAAGGGGAGCUCUGCACUGGGAACAAUCUUGUAUCCUUGGCAACUGAUUGUGGACUUUAGAAGAUCAGGACUAAAUAUCACCGCUACAGUUACCCUACCCUCCCCUCUGGAGUUCAGCAGCUGUAUAAAGCUGCUCCUGCGCGGGAGGAACCAGGCAGGACUGUACUCUGUGACAUCAGGGGAGAUUCACGACUGCGAUGAUCCUGGGUCUGUCAACAUCCGGGAUCCUGUUGUCUUUGAUGCUGUCCCUGAUUAUUUCAAUGCAACUUUGGGGGAAGAAAGUGGCAUCUCAUUGGCCACGAACCAUUUCUGGACCGUCCCAGACGAGGACUUCACUCGUUCCCGGGAUACCCUGGCGGCCGCGUGGCCCUCCCUGAGACACGGGGACUACUACUGGAAGGUUCUGUCAGCAGAGUCCAUCGAGCGCUGGUCCUUCCACAGACAGGAGAAUGAGAUCAACUACCACUCCUUCCGCUGUGACGAACCGGAGACACUGAGAUGUGGUCAGACUAAGGAUAAUUUUGUUAACGUGGAAGGCCUGGAGCUGCAGAACGGCCAGCGUUACUUUGUCUGUGUGUUUGCGGAAGAGACAACUCUGGAGUUUGAGAUGUUUCAGCACGUGGCAGAGGAAGUUUCCGUGUGUUCCAACGGAGUUGUGGUGGACACAGAACCUCCUGUAGCUGGGGAGGUGCAUGCUGGAUGGGGAAACCAGAAUUACCAGACAUCUACCACAGAGCUGCCGAUUGUCUGGGAGUCGUUCAGAGAUGUGGAAGUACACGGAAACACUGGGCACCAACACUCUGGGGUCAUGAAGUACGAAUAUGCAAUAGGAACCUCCCCCGGAGUGAUGGAUGUGCGACAGUUUGUGGAUGUUGGGCUGACCAAUCACGUUGUCGCUCGUGGUUUGCUGCUUCAGAGUGGACACACGUACUACGUCACUGUGAGAGCAACUGAUCAUGUUGGACUUCAAACAACAUCGACGUCGGCAGGCUUGACGAUCGACACCACGCCUCCUUCUGUCACAAACACGAGGAUAGACGUGGGAGGGCGGUACCUCAUGUCUACUGACGUCAUUUCAGUCAACUGGGAUGGGCUGGUCUUUGAUCUAGAGAGCGGAGUGAAGGAGUAUGCGUGGUGUGUAGGGUCACAGCCAGGUCAUGAUGACAUCAUGCCGUAUGUUGAUGUUGGACCAGAAGAGCAGGCAUCGUCUGACCCCAGCACCAGUCUGGGGCUACUGGAGGGGCACACAUACUUCGUCACUGUCAAGGCGACCAACUGGGCAGGCCUGGUGACCACAGCCUCGUCUUAUGGGUUCAUAGUGGACGCAUCACCACCUCUGUCUGGGUUUGUUCACGAUGGAGGACAACAGGACAUGGACUAUCAGCAUGACCUGUCCACCAUCACAGUAACAUGGGGAGGUUUCCAUGAGCCCCACACUGACAUUGCUGAGUACUCCUGGAUGGUUGGCACGUGCUCAGGGUGUGAUGAUGUCAUGGAGGAACAACAUGUUGGACUGUUGACUGAGGCCAGCGCUACAGACCUGAACCUCCAUCUGGGUGUGAGGUACCUGGUGACAGUGACAGCCUGUAACUCUGCUGACCUCUGCACGACCUUGACCUCAGACGGGGUCAUACCUGACACCUCCCCUCCCAUAGCGGGGGUGGUUCUGGAUGGGAGCAGCGAUGGAGACAUUCAGUAUCAGGCAUCAAGGACAACAAUCCGUGCCCACUGGUACAACUUCCAUGACCCCCACACCGGACUGUCCCAUUACGAGUGGCGGGUGGGGACCAGCCCCGGUGCUGAGGAUAUCCUCCCCUCCACAAAACUGCACCUCACAGAGCAGGGGUUUGUGUCAGGGUUAGACCCACCACUGCCACUGGGGGUUACACUGUUUGUCACUGUCAAGGCUUACAACAGGGCAGGUCUUUCAGUUGAGAAAUCAUCUAAUGGCUUCACUGUGGACAACACUGCACCUUCACCAGUCAUCAGCCCAACUGUCGACUCUGCUAUCGGCUCUGUUGUACUAAAUACACAGGUGUGGAGAGACACACUGAGAGCCAUAUGGGACUUUGAAGACCCUGAGAGUCCUCUGCUGUACCACAUAGUGAGCCUGUACACCCACCAUCAGUCAGACCUGACCACAGAGCCGGUACAGUUGGCAGGAGACACAGACAGCCACACCUUCUCUAACCUGACGCUACAUGACGGAGAUGUGUACUAUGUCAAAGUUACGGCAUGUAACGCUGCUAUGCUUUGUACAACAAGGGAGUCACCUGGACACAUGGUGGACUCCUCCCCCCCAACCCUCGGCACCUUCGCCGUCGCCACUGAUCAUGUGACCCAGCUGGGCCGUGACGUGGAUGGUCACAUGACCUACUGGCAGACAAUUGGUUCGGCUGGAGCCCACCUCCGACUGGCCUGGCUGGGGUUCGCUGACCCCCACAGUGGGGUAGACCACUACAUGGUCACUGUGGGGACAUCGUACAGUGGUACAGAAUUAACACAGACUGGCCCAGUAAGAGUUAACCACAGCGGCAGUUUCCAGUCUGCAGGAGAAGGACAGGUACAACUGGGGACUGUGCCUGUUAGUCGGGACUUGGUGCCUGGAGAAAGGAUCUAUAUUUCACUGUGGGCAGUCAAUGCAGUUGGAUUGAAAAGUGAUGUUGCACACACAACUUUUGAAGCUGUCCGCUCUAACCCAACCAGUGGACUGCUUGAUCUUGUGAGAAGAUGUGAUUGGAGUGCAGGUUUAGCUGGAGAGGCAGUUGGUAGUCACGUGUUUGACACCAGUACAGACCGGAUCUGGCAUGAUGUGGGCAGCAGGACAUCUGCAGUACUUAUCCUGCCAAGGGACGGGGCAUACGCAUCCCUGGAGCCCCGUGUGACCUAUGUUUGGUAUGUUCGAGCCUGGUACAGUCAGAACGACUUCGCCAUUUUCACCUCAGAUGGUGUGAAGAGCCUGCCACUGCCGCCACAGGUGUCUGCAUCAAGAAAGGUGAAAGAUCUGGAGAACAUUUCCACCAACAAGGACCGUGACUUCAACACCAGUCAGACCCUGCUGGCAGUUUCCUGGGACAGCGUCUUCCCUGAUCCAUUUGGGGAGAUCAACAACUACCAGGUGGCUCUGGGCACAGCUGCAGGAGCUAGUGACAUGAUUGCCUGGAGAGUUGUGAGGACAGCCCCAGAUGUAACCAGGACAUCACUGGACAACCUGUCCCUGCAGACAGGUGUAACCUACUACAGCAGUGUCAGGGCAACCAACCACGCAGGGUUGUACACUACAGUGACUUCAGAUGGCAUCAAGGUAGACACAGUCCCCCCCACAGCAGGCACAGUGUAUGAUGGCCUGGGUCUCCACGACGCAGACUAUCAGAACGACAGUCACACCGUGUGGUCCACCUGGCACGGCUUCUCUGACCUGGAGUCCUACAUACACCACUACAUCUGGUGUGUGGGCUCAAGUCCUGGAGCAGAGGACCUGCUAGCUUGUAGAAGUGUUGGUGUGCAGAUUUCUGCUACUGAGAAACUCACACAGGCUUUGGUAUCAGGUACGAAGUACUACUCGACUGUGACGGCAGUAGACGCUGCAGGUCUGUCCUCAUCACCUGUUACCUCCAGCGGCAUCACUGUGGACUCCACUCCUCCUGUUCCUGUGGAGAAACUCAACUUUGGCCAGAAUCUAGUCCUCAACCCUUCUUUUGAGGAGAGCCUUGGAGCAUCAGGAUGGAAUAUAUCAGGUACAGCAGAAGCUGUGACUACGUCAGGAUUUGCCACCAAGGAUGGACAGAAGUAUCUACAUCUACACGGCAGCAUCUCACAGAGGGUACCAACCCAACCUGGCCAGAAGUACCAAGUCAGCUUUCACGCCAGACAUGUGGAGAAAAUCUCACUGCCACUUCAGUCACAGGAGGGAAAGGUUUCAGCCCCAGGACUGCACAAGACAUUCAAGCUGUACCAACGCUUCGGGACGGUCGGCCACAGUGAAGCAAGCGAAGAAUCCAUUAAAACCUGGCACCAACACGUCUACUACUUCACAGCAACCAACUCAGAGUCUGAAAUCAUGUUUAGCUCUGUAGGUAGAGCUGGGAUGGUUUUAGAUCAGGUCAGCGUUCGGCUUGUGAAUGUGAGCACACUGCAAGAGUCAGACAGGGAGAGCAGUGUGGGCCUAGUACAUGUUCACACCAGCACGGCGGCAGACUGGCAUGUUGUUCAGGCCAGCUGGGACAUGCAGGACCUGGAAAGUCCCAUUGUCAAGUACGAGUGGGCCAUAGGAACAGUGCAAGGAGGUACCCAGCUGCAGGGUUUUAAGUCGGUCGGACGGAGAACCUCUGCCCGUAACGAAAGCCUCCAUCUCCAGCAUGGCAGCUCUGUCCACGUGACGGUGGUCGCCACCAACGCAGCGGAACUCCGGACCGUGGUGUACUCCGAACCUGCAGUGGUGGACCUCACUCCUCCUGUCAUCAGGAACAUAAGGGAUGGCACUGAAGAGGAUGACACAGACUACCAGAGCAGCCUGAUCUUCACUGCCAGUUGGGAGGUUACAGAUGGGGAGAGUGGUGUCAGUCUGUGUGAAUCUGCUCAAGGUCUGAGUCCAGGUUCCACAGAACUCUCACAUUUCCAGCCCACGGACAAACUGUCGUCCUCAUCAACAAAUCUGACAGGACUGAUCCAACACGGCCAGACCGUCUACACCACGGUGCGAUGUUGGAACCGCGCCGGUCUGGAGUCCCAGGCGGUGACAGACGGUGUGACCCUGGUGACCCUCCCGCCGGACAGCGCGGCUGCCGAGCUCCGUGUGACGUCCCCAUCACAAACCCCCUUCCCCGCCGAGGGCGGCCAUCAGAGCGCCAAGGAGCAACUGCGCUUCUUCUGGGAAGGGUUUACUGAUGAGGCUGGGAUAGAUCAUUAUGAGAUCUCCAUCAGUGGACCGAACAACUCCACCCACACAUGGUUGUCAGCAGGAGUAAACGGUGAGACGUCGGCCGCCCUGUCAGGACUGAGGCUGGAGCCACAGCAGACCUACACCGUCUUCUGUCGCGCUGUGAACAUGGGAGGGCUGGUCAGCGAUGCUGUAUGGACCAACGUCACGAUAGAGACAGAACAGCCAAUAGUCAAUGGUUCUUCAGUCAUCAGCCAAUGGCAGCCGCCCGACAUCCUUCACCUGGACUGGACGGGAAACUUUCUCAGCCAAUCAGAGCUAGUGUAUGAGGUUUCCAUGGGAACCGUGAGGGGAGGGAGUGACGUCAUGCAGUGGGUGGAAACCAUGGAAACGGCCAUGACCGUGACGGGGGUGGACCACAGCAGGGCGCAUUACGUCAUCAUUACUGCAGUCAACAGAGCAGGUUUAUAUGUGUCACAGGUUCAUAGACUGUCAGCUUAAGAGAGAAAAUGCAGCUUGAGGAGAAAAUGUUUUUAGAGGUAGCCUCCUGUGCAGACUUCUAGUGGGGCAGCAUUUGAGUCGAGAUUUCUGUAUCACCAGCAUCACUGUUUUGGAGAUAAAAGAAGCCUGCAGUCAGAAAACGCCCCACAUCUGCUUAGUGAUUAUGAGAGGUCAGACACAUUGACUGUCCUUUUGGGAUAAGAACUUCUAAACUUGUUUUCUUGUGAGUAUUCCAUGUUUCCCCAUGAAGUAAUUUCCUCCAUAGCAUUGAUUGCUUUGUACAGUUUAUUUAAGUGAGCACACUUGUUAAUGUGGCUACUGAAUAUUUGUCUAGAUACUCUGGAAACUGUCAUGUUACUGUAAAAUUUUACUGUGAAAGAUUAUUAUGUAAAUAUCACUAUUUUGGUUCAAAAAUUAUUUCAUGUUUUAUCACAGUGCAUAGUCCUACCUACUAUGAUAAGAUCAAUGAGAUGUUAUACUGAAAUCUUAAGACUUUUGUAUAUUUUAAGUGUCAACAAUGUGAGUCGAGCAAUUGAUAAAUUGCAUUGUAUAUACAUGUAUCAAUAUUGACUUUUUGUACACU